GCAUCACAACAGGAUCCGCAGCGUUGAGGCGGGUCAGCUGAAGCCCUACGUUGCCCUGGAAACGUUGGACCUGAGUUUCAAUGACAUCACGGAAAUCCAAACCGGCUGCUUUCCACAGGGACUUCACAUAAAGGAGCUCUACCUGGGGAGCAACAGAAUCAGCACCCUGGACCCUGGUGCUUUUGACAAUCUGUCACGAUCCCUGCUAACACUUCGUCUGAGUAAAAACAGGAUCACUCAGCUUCCUGUCAAGGCAUUCAGGCUACCCAGGCUAAUACAACUGGAGCUGAACCGGAAUCGCAUCCGCCUGAUUGAAGGCCUGACGUUCCAGGGACUGGACAGCUUGGAGGUCCUGAAACUCCAGCGCAACAACAUCAGCAAACUGACCGAUGGGGCUUUCUGGGGCCUAGCCAAGAUGCAAGUUCUCCACCUGGAGUACAACAGCCUGACAGAAGUAAACAGUGGCUCUCUCUAUGGCCUUUCAUCUCUGCACCAGCUUCACCUCAGUAACAACUCCAUAUCCCGCAUCAACCCCGACGGCUGGAGCUUCUGUCAGAAGCUGCAUGAGCUAAUACUCUCUUACAACAACCUAACGAGGCUGGAUGAGGGAAGCUUGGCAGAACUUGGGGGACUGCACGUGCUACGACUGAGCCACAAUUCCAUCAAUCAUAUUGCAGAAGGUGCUUUCAAGGGACUCAAAAACCUACGUGUCCUGGAACUGGACCACAAUGACAUCGCGGGCACAAUAGAAGAUACCAACGGAGCCUUUACAGGCCUGGAAAACCUAAGCAAGCUAACUCUGUUUGGAAACAAGAUCAAGUCGGUGGCCAAGAAAGCAUUCUCAGGGUUGGAGGCCCUGGAGCACCUGAACCUCGGGGACAACGCCAUCCGCUCGAUCCAAGCAGAGGCCUUUGCCAGGAUGAGGAGCCUGCGGCAGCUCCACAUAAACAGCGACAGCUUCCUCUGCGAUUGCCAGCUGAAAUGGUUGCCCCAGUGGUUAGUGGAGAAGGAGCUGCAGUCCUCUGUGGUGGCCACCUGCGCCCAUCCCGAGUCACUAAAAAGCAAAAGCAUUUUUGCCAUCCUGCCAGAAAGUUUUGUGUGUGAUGAUUUCCCCAAGCCGCAGAUCAUCAUCCAGCCCGAGACAACAGUGGCUGUCCUCGGGAAGGACAUCCGUCUCACCUGCUCGGCCGCCAGCAGCAGCAGCUCCCCCAUGAUGUUUGCCUGGAAGAAGGACAACGAGAUGCUGCACAAUGCUGAGAUUGAGAACUUUGCCCACGUGCGGGCCAAGGAUGGGGAGGUGAUGGAGUACACGACCAUCCUGCACCUCCGGCACGUCACCUUUGCCCACGAAGGGCGUUACCAGUGCAUCAUCACCAACCACUUCGGCUCCACCUACUCCAACAAGGCCCGACUCACUGUUAACGUGUUGCCCUCGUUCAUCAAGACUCCCCACGACGUCACCAGCCGGACGGGGACGAUGGUGCGGCUGGAGUGCGCGGCCGAGGGGCACCCCCCCCCGCAGAUCGCCUGGCAGAAGGACGGGGGCACCGAUUUCCCGGCCGCCCGCGAGCGCCGCAUGCACGUCAUGCCCGACGACGACGUCUUCUUCAUCACCGACCUGAAGAUCGAGGACACGGGGGUCUACAGCUGCACGGCCCAGAACUCUGCGGGCUCCGUGCUGGCCAACGCCACCCUGACUGUCCUGGAGACACCAUCUUUGAUUCACCCACUGGAAGACCACGUGGUGUCCGUGGGUGAGACCGUGGCUCUCCAGUGCAAAGCCACAGGGAGCCCAGCUCCCCGCAUCACCUGGCUGAAAGGAGACCAGCCCCUCAUCGUGACAGAAAGGCACCACUUCACCUCUGGCAACCAGCUGCUGAUUGUUAGGAACGUGGUCUUGGAGGAUGCUGGGAAAUACACCUGUGAAAUGUCCAACACCGUGGGGACAGAGCGUGCCCACAGCCACGUGAGCAUCCUGCAGUCUCUGGGCUGUAGGAAGGACCGUACCACCGUGGGGAUCAUCACCAUUGCUGUCGUGUGCAGCAUUGUGCUGACAUCUCUGGUCUGGGUCUGCAUCAUCUACCAAACCAGGAAGAAGAGUGAAGAAUACAGUGUCACCAACACAGAUGAGACAAUUGUGCCUCCUGACGUGCCGAGCUACUUGUCUUCACAAGGGACUCUUUCGGAGCGGCAGGAAGGGGUGGUCAGAGCAGACACCCAACAGCCCAACGGCCACAUAGACAGCAACGGUAUGUGUCAGGUGGAUCCUGGAAGGUGUCCAGAUGCUGAAGGUCCCACCGUAGGCUGCAGACAGCCAAAGCUGUGUAUCGACUACAGUAAAGACACGUGGAAGACAGAAGACAUGGCUGAUGGAAUGCUUCUUCCAGAUAAGACAGGCUACGGCCUGCCGGUGGUGUGCGCGGACUGCAGCGGCAGCACGGACAGCAUCAACCUGCACAUCCUCCCCCGGGAGCCCGAGGGCUACUCCCAGGGCCCCCAGGCCACGGACG
This is a messenger RNA of Merops nubicus (carmine bee-eater), 2510 nucleotides long. RefSeq names its product leucine-rich repeats and immunoglobulin-like domains 1 (gene LRIG1). The annotation marks the transcript as partial. Lineage: Eukaryota; Metazoa; Chordata; Aves; Coraciiformes; Meropidae. The transcript has 15 exons. Gene Ontology annotation, molecular function: protein binding. The record is from RefSeq and is a predicted model, not a curated record.